GGCGCCGGGCAUGGAACCCCCGCCCGAGGAGCCCGAGCCCGAGGCGGAGCCCCAGUCCCAGUCCCUUCCUGAGGCCUCGACCGCUGCUCUGCUGCGCGCCCCAGAGGUGGCGCGGCUCCGCGAGGAGCAGGAAAAGGUGGUCACUAACUGCCAAGAGAAAAUCCAGCAUUGGGAGAAAGUAGACAGUGACUAUAGCGCUCUUCAAGAGAGACUGGAGAGACUGAGAACCUUGCCUGACAAGCUGUCCUACGACGUCAUGGUACCAUUUGGCCCUCUUGCCUUCAUGCCAGGAAAACUUGUCCACACUAAUGAAGUCACUGUUUUACUUGGGGACAACUGGUUUGCAAAGUGCUUGGCAAAACAGGCUGUAGGUUUAGUUGAGCACCGGAAAGAACAUGUAAGAAAAACAAUAGAUGAUUUUAAAAAAGUGUUGAAAAAUUUUGAAUCCAGAGUUGAAUUCACAGAAGACUUGCAGAAGAUGAGUGAUGCUGCAGGUGAUAUUGUUGACAUAAGAGAAGAAAUUAAAAGUGACUUUGAAUGUAAAGGAAAACAACGAAUUGCUCAUAAACCUCAUUCCAAACCAAAAACUUCAGAUGUUUUUGAAGCAGAUUUUGAAGAUGAUGCAAAACCCAAGGAUUUACUUGCUGAUGAGGAAUUAUGGGCUCGACUUGAAGAGCUGAGACAAGAAGAAUUGCUGGGUGAACUUGAUAGUAAACCUGAUACUGUGAUUACGAAUGGGGAAGACACAGUGUCUUCUGAGGAGGAAAAGGGAGCUAACGGCACAGGCGUGAACACGGCGCCUGCGGUGACUGAUCCCCUCGCCUCUGGCAGCCGUGGUACGCAAGCUAGAAACGCAGGACUCCCUAAUGGUCAAGCCAGUCGCCAUUUGAACUGUUCAGUGAAUGGUUCAAAUUCUUACAGCAACGAAGAAGAUGAAGAA
Messenger RNA from Mesocricetus auratus (golden hamster), 940 nucleotides. RefSeq names its product unconventional prefoldin RPB5 interactor-like. The record is from RefSeq and is a predicted model, not a curated record. Gene Ontology annotation, molecular function: transcription corepressor activity; phosphatase inhibitor activity; chromatin binding. Gene Ontology annotation, biological process: negative regulation of transcription by RNA polymerase II; negative regulation of phosphatase activity. Lineage: Eukaryota; Metazoa; Chordata; Mammalia; Rodentia; Cricetidae.